CAUGUCACCCUCUGGAAAAAAAAAAGCCAACUUUGUGGCGGAACUCCGGCCGGCCUCGGCGAGUCGGCGGCCACCUCCUCGCCGGCCGUCGCCGAUUGUUUCCUCCGCCAUUCCCGCACCACAUGCCGCUCUAUCUCUCUCUCUCUCUCUCUCUCUCUCUCUCCCAGCAGCAGCAGCAGCAGCUGAGCAACUUGCAUCUUUCCUCCCCAAUUUCCGCCAUCUCUCCUCCUUCAACUAGCUCGGCCCGGCGGCGGCGGCCAUGUCCCGCCGCGUCCUCAGCGCCCCGGACGGCACCAAGGUCUCCCGCUUCAACCUCAUGAAGCUGCAAGGUCGACAAGAAGCGGCUGCUGCUGGCACUGAUAGCCACCACGCCCACCACGCGUUCGAUGAAUUGCUUCACCGACCCACCACCAGCAGCAUCGUCGACCUGAAUCGCGCCCUCUCCGACGCCGCGCGUCACAGCCCAGCCGUCGCCAUCUCCCUCUUCCGCCGCAUGGUGAUGGUGGCCCGACCCAAGGUGCCUCCUAACUUAAUCACCUACAGCGUCGUCAUUGACUGCUGCAGCCGCGUCGGCCACUUGGACCUCGCUUUCGCCGCCCUCGGCCGUGUCAUUAGGUCUGGAUGGACGGCGGAAGCAAUCACCUUCAGUCCUCUGCUCAAGGCUCUCUGCGACAAAAAGAGGACCAGCGAAGCAAUGGACAUUGCGCUGCGACGAAUGCCUGUUCUGGGUUGCACACCCAAUGUCUUCUCCUACACCAUCCUUCUCAAGGGCCUCUGUGAUGAAAACCGGAGUCAACAAGCUCUCCACCUGCUCCACACCAUGAUGGUGGCUGAUGAUACCAGAGGAGGAUACCCACCCGACGUGGUUUCAUACAACACAGUCAUCAACGGCUUGCUUAGAGAGGGUCGUCAGCUGGACACAGCUUAUCACCUAUUUGAUCAAAUGCUGGAUCAGGGGUUGUCGCCUGAUGUUGUGACUUACAACUCGAUUAUCUCUGCCCUUUCCAAGGCUCGAGCAAUGGACAAGGCCGCUGUGGUCCUUGUUAGGAUGGUUAAGAAUGGUGCUAUGCCUAAUCGCAUCACGCACAAUAGUCUUUUGCAUGGAUAUUGCUCAUCAGGAAAGCCCAAUGACGCUAUUGGGGUUUUCAAAAGGAUGUGCAGGGAUGGUGUUGAACCAGAUGUAUUCACUUAUAACACGUUGAUGGGCUAUCUCUGCAAGAAUGGAAGAUCCAUGGAAGCUAGAAAGAUCUUUGACUCUAUGGUCAAGAGGGGCCACAAGCCUAACAGUGCUACCUACGGUACUCUGCUUCAUGGGUAUGCUACUGAAGGAUCUCUUGUUAAGAUGCAUCAUCUAUUGGAUAUGAUGGUACGAAACGGUAUUCAACCUGAUCACUACAUCUUUAACAUAUUAAUAGGCACAUACACUAAACAUGGAAAAGUAGAUGAUGCCAUGCUUUUAUUUAGCAAAAUGAGGAGGCAAGGAUUGAAUCCUGAUACAGUCACCUACGGAAUAGUAAUGGACGCGCUCUGCAUGGUAGGUAAAGUGGAUGAUGCUAUGGCCCAAUUUGGCAGGCUCAUCUCUGAAGGACUAACUCCUGAUGCUGUUGUUUUUAGAAACUUAAUUCAUGGCCUUUGUGCCCGUGAUAAAUGGGACAAGGCUGAGGAGUUAGCUGUUGAAAUGAUCGGUCGAGGCAUCUGUCCCAACAACAUUUUCUUCAACACAUUGUUGAACCACCUAUGCAAAGAAGGAAUGGUUGCAAGAGCCAAAAACAUAUUUGACUUGAUGGUACGUGUAGAUGUGCAGCGUGAUGUCAUUACAUACAACACACUCAUAGAUGGAUAUUGCUUACAUGGUAAGGUGGAUGAAGCAGCAAAGUUACUUGAAGGUAUGGUGUUAGAUGGGGUGAAACCUAACGAAGUUACCUAUAAUACCAUGAUUAAUGGUUACUGUAAGAACGGUAGGAUAGAGGAUGCAUUUUCUCUUUUCAGACAGAUGGCAAGCAAGGGUGUUAAUCCUGGCAUUGUUACCUAUAGCACAAUCCUCCAGGGGUUGUUUCAGGCUAGAAGAACUGCAGCCGCAAAAGAACUCUAUCUUUGGAUGAUUAAAAGUGGGAUAAAGUUUGAUAUCGGCACAUACAACAUAAUACUUCUAGGACUUUGCCAAAACAAUUGCACUGAUGAUGCUCUCCGAAUUUUUCAGAACCUAUAUUUGAUUGAUUUCCACCUAGAGAAUAGGACUUUUAACAUUAUGAUUGAUGCGUUACUUAAAGGUGGCAGGCAUGAUGAAGCUAAGGAUCUGUUUGCUUCUCUCUUGGCUAGAGGUUUAGUGCCGAAUGUUGUGACCUACUGGUUAAUGAUGAAAAGUUUGAUAGAACAAGGGUUGCUAGAAGAGUUGGAUGAUUUAUUUCUUUCUUUGGAGAAGAAUGGUUGUACAGCUAACUCCCGAAUGCUAAAUGCUUUAGUUGGAAAGUUACUACAGAAAGGGGAGGUACGCAAGGCUGGGGUUUAUCUCUCCAAAAUUGAUGAAAAUAACUUCUCCCUUGAAGCUUCCACGGCUGAGUCGCUGGUUUUGCUGGUUUCAAGUGGCAAAUACGAUCAACAUAUAAAUGCUAUCCCUGAAAAGUAUCGUCCUGUUGUGAAAACAAGGGCUGUUUGACACAGCCUGUAGCUAUCUAGUUGGCCUCAAAAAUUCACCAUGCUCCUUAAAUUUAUGUAUAUCUUUCACUGGAUGAGUUUCUCACAGACCAAAAGCUCUUUUCCCUGUUGAAUAUUGUUUGCAAUCUUGGAUGUGAAGUUCUGUAUCAAGAAAAUCGUUCGUGAUGCUGUUGAAUUAUGAAAUCAUUAUAUAUUCCCAAACAA
Oryza sativa Japonica Group (Japanese rice) is the source of this 2859-nucleotide messenger RNA. RefSeq names its product protein Rf1, mitochondrial. Lineage: Eukaryota; Viridiplantae; Streptophyta; Magnoliopsida; Poales; Poaceae. The record is from RefSeq and is a predicted model, not a curated record. Gene Ontology annotation, molecular function: protein binding.